AUGAUACCUGUUGACAGUCCAUGUAACAAGUUCAUUGUUAAGGUGAGUAUGCCGUUGGUCAGAGGAGCAGUAUGUCAAUUUCAUCAGACAUCAGAGCCCAAAUGAAUCAUUUAGAACUUCAAAAAAUCUUUGAUACAUCAAAUAGAACAAAAGGGCCUGUGUCCUAUCUGUUGUUCAAGAAGCAAUGCUUCUCAAAACAACUCAAUUCGAUGAGUGCAUCUCGUUUUCUCUCGAAUUUUCAGUUUUCCGGUCACCACUCCAGCGUAUUUUCUUGUUUUUGAAAACACCGAACUUCUACAUUUAGAUAAUCCCCGCGAAGUCCAAAUCGUCAGUAAUCCUUUCCUGAUCAUCAAAAACUUCCUCUUCUCCGAUUCAUUUCCGUUGUGCUCAUGCACAUGGUCAUCCACUCAUUCAUUCUCAUUUUCCAGAUGGAAACGACUACUGAACUCGUUGAUUACACCGACCAUUCCAUUUAUGGACUCGUUGUUUUCCUCGUUAUUCUCAUUUUCUUUGCGUCUCUGACCACCGGACUCAUCUUGUGCCUCCUCAAAAUAUGGUGCUCAUUCCAUGAACAGCGAAGGAAUUCAACAUUCGACCAGGUGAAUUUUGACUCGGUGUUUUAAUCAAUAUCUGCCACUUUUAGAGAACUCGACGAUCGAUUGUCAGGAGUUCGCCGAAUUUCGACACGGACAGCGAAGACGAGUCGGAAACUCAAACCACAUUAAGCAAAAGACGAUUCUGUUAGUUUGCGCCGCUUGCUUCUUAAUUUUAUGAGCCAUUUGCAGCGCAACGUCUUAUGAGCUACGUCACCAAAACACUGGACAAGCGUGAACCGGCGAAGGAAAUUCCGAAAAUUGACGUGGGUUUAUGAUAUUAUCAGGAGAAUAAUGAAAAACUGAAGAAAGUGUUUCAGGUGGAACAGCCACAAAUCCACGGCCGAACUGGUAGUGCGAGUAGCCGGAGACUUCCUGCCAUCAACAUAGAUCCAGUAAGCAGAAAGUGCAGUUGAUUCCUUCAAACAUGGUUCCUUCAGACAUCAGAUGCAAUGGAGACUCUAAUGAAGAACUUAGAAGGAAUUCCGGGCCGACAGAACAACUACGACGACAACGAUCCUGCAAAUGUGAUUGAUGUCUAA
Molecule: messenger RNA, 1135 nt
Organism: Caenorhabditis sp. 36 PRJEB53466
Lineage: Eukaryota; Metazoa; Nematoda; Chromadorea; Rhabditida; Rhabditidae
Source: the annotation of a GenBank genome assembly